CGGCUAAGCUCCGCGUUCAGCUGCCGGGAGCCAGGAAAGUAGGGAAAGGAAAGCACCCCAAAGCGGGUCGCUUUGGGGAACCUCGGGAAUUUGAGCCGGGCUGCGUCCAAGGGCUGGCAGUCGUUCCCAGAAAAAAAAAAAAGGGUAGAAAAAGAAAGUCUUUCCACGUUCAGCCCGGCUUGGUUGUGGGAAGUUGCCCAUUGCUCUAAGGGAGCAAAGCAGGGCGGGGACGGACUGAAACGACGGGCAAGCGUGGUCGUGGGGAAGCAACAGCCUUGGGCGCGCGCGGAGCUUUCUUUGAAAAGCCAGAAGCAGCGCCGGCUCGUGUCUCCCUUCCCCUCCUCGGAGCUGCUACUUAGUAGGCGGGGGGGAGCAGGGGCGGGUGCGAGAAGAGGACAGAGGGCUCAGCCUCUGGAGUCUCCACGCGGAGUUAGCGAGGGAAAGCGGAGAGCUUGGCCGGGGCAUCCUUCCGAGAGGAUUUCGGCGGGAGAGCCACGCGAGACCUGUCGCCUUCCGAGUUUGCUUCUUACCCCCCAUCCCAAGACGGCGCAGCAGAAGCAUGGCAGCGGAAGCCUCUGCCGUUCCCAGCGACCGGAAUCAGACCUGGGAUUCGCCCUGGCUGGACUUCAAUGCCUCCAGGUCCUCCCUCCAUCAGUCCUCAGAGAAAGAGCAAGCCAGCUUCCUCUCUGAGAUCGGCGUCGAGAAUUUCAUCACCCUGAUUGCCUUCGGCCUCAUUUUCACCCUGGGCGUGAUGGGCAAUUCCCUGGUCAUCACGGUGCUGGCCAGGAGCAAGCCGGGCAAACCCCGCAGCACCACCAACAUUUUUGUGCUCAACUUGAGCAUCGCUGACUUGGCUUAUUUACUCUUCUGCAUUCCUUUCCAGUCUACCGUGUACAUGUUGCCCAAUUGGUCUCUGGGUACCUUCAUCUGCAAGUUCAUCCACUACUUCUUCACCGUCUCCAUGUUGGUCAGCAUAUUUACCCUGUCGGCUAUGUCGGUGGACCGCUACGUGGCCAUUGUGCAUUCCCGGCGCUCCUCAUCCGUGCGAGUGUCCCGUAACGCGCUGUUGGGGGUAGGGGUCAUCUGGCUUCUCUCUAUUGCCAUGGCUUCCCCUGUGGCUCACCACCAGCACAUUGUCCAUGAAAAAUUCCUCAACCAGACCUUUUGUUGGGAAGUCUGGCCCAAUCUCCAGCACAAGAAAGUGUAUGUCUUGUGUACCUUCAUCUUUGGCUAUUUGCUACCUCUGCUGCUCAUCUCCUUUUGCUAUGCCAAGGUCCUCAAUCAUCUGCAUAAGAAGCUGAGGAACAUAUCAAAGAAGUCAGAAGCAUCCAAGAAGAAGACAGCUCAAACUGUCCUUGUGGUUGUAGUGGUUUUUGGGGUAUCCUGGCUGCCACAUCACAUCGUCCACCUCUGGGCCGAAUUUGGAGACUUCCCCCUAACUCAAGCUUCAUUUUUCUUCAGAAUAACAGCACAUUGCCUGGCUUACAGUAAUUCUUCAGUGAAUCCUAUUAUAUAUGCAUUCCUUUCGGAGAAUUUUAGGAAGGCCUAUAAGCAAGUGUUUGAGUGUCAGAUUGGUCACAAUUCGCCUCUGAAUGAUGUGAAAGAUAAUAAGAGUAAUAUAGAGACACCUCCAUUUACUAAUUCUACACAUGUUUGAAGAAUGAAUGUGGUUGGCUUUUCUGCUGCAAUUUCAUAGGAAUGGACUUGCUCUAGCUGCUUUUAUUUAAAAAAAAACCACAAUUCCCAAAGUGAGGAAAUAUUUCAAGUUUUGUAUUGGUCAUUGGUAUCCAACUAAUCAAAGUUCAAUUUAUUUUGUUGUUGAAAGGAGUAAGAAAAUCUGAUUCAUAGACAAAAUACUUUAAUACCCUUCUUUCUGAAAGAAUUUUGAAUGAGAGUUGUUUUUAAAAUUAAAACAGAAAUCAAAUAAUAUUAAUAUAUAAGUCAUGUUGCUUAGUAUAUUUAUGUUAUGCUUAAAAUAUUAUUUUCUUUCUUAUACAAAUUUUUUUCUCAAUAUGUAUAUUUCAGUUUGUGUGUAUCCCAAAUGAAAUGGGGUUCAAAUUGAACCAGAAGAAUUUGAAUAGUUGAACUGGAAUAUCCUACUAUUUUCAAGAAUUGUGGUAUCUACCAAAGCUACAUGUGAUUAUGGGGAUUCUGCUACAUCGUAACUGAAAAAAUGGUCAUAAGUCACUUUUUUCACUGAUGUUGUAACUUCAGAUGGUCACUAAAUGAAUGGUUGUAAGUCGAGAACUAUCUGUAAAGUAACUCUUGCAUAAAAUUAGUUUGCAUAGACACAUGUUUAGAUUUUAAGGAAAGUAAUUCCAAAUUAAUAGUAUUGUAAUUCAUAUUCUGCCUCCAUCAAUAAUUUUAUGCAUAGCAUACAGUUUGCUUACUUAUUUAAACAAUUCUGUAACUCGGAUCCAUGCUAAUUAUUUAUCUCCCUGGUUUAUGAUUAGAGUACAUUUCAAACUAGUUGAUUUUUUUCUGAUACUUGAUAUUUACAUAAAGUGUAUAAUGUCAGAUACAAAUUAUGGGUGGUGAACUUGAUUAUUUACUAUAAUUGCCAAGAAGGUGGUAAAGGUGCUUCAUAUGCAUUUAAUAGGAGGACUAGAAUAGGUAAUGAGCUGACAUAUAGCUGCUUUCAUUCAUACCUACUAGUUACUUCUACUGUAAGUGUGUUUGACAAAGGCAUGGGAUACCUUCCUGUACAUUUUGUGAUGAACUGAAAGAAACAUAAUUAUAAUGGAAAACUGACCCUAUCAAGCAUUUUUUUAAAAAAAAUACGGUUUUUAAACUUCAAAUCUGUUCUACAGAUCUGACAUCUGUAGGGAGUACCUAGUUCAUUGUUGCAUGUUACAAAAUGCUGUUUCUCCAUUUUGAUGAGUUCCUUGGCUCUGAUCAUUCUGAAACAAACGGUCAAAAUAUUCCAAUGGUUGUAGAAUAAUAAUAAUAAUAAUAAUAAUAAUAAUAAUAAUAAUAAUAAUAAUAAUAAUAAUAAUAAUAUCAGGUCAGAUGCCGGAAGACCAACUGUAACAAGGAUGAAAUGAUAACAGGCAGUGUUAGAAAGAAAAGAUGCAGAACUCAAAGCACAGGUAAUCCGCACUUAAUGAAGGCCUCAUUGGCUGACAGCUUGAAGUCAUGUCAAUGCUUAAAAAAUAACUUUACAACCAAUGCCUGCAUUUGUGACCUUUGCAGCAUCCUGCAGGGAUGAUCUAUAUUGUACACAUUGUGUUGUGCUUAACCUAUUGUUGUUGUUUUUAUCCCAUUGUAGAGUGGAAUUACUGAAGAGGAAGAAAUUACAAGAGAGUAAGCAGCCACCCAGUGGGGAAUGCACAUUCAAAGUAAUGCUGCAGUGAACCAGCUAUGCAAACAGCCUGUAUAUACCCCACUGGGUGCCUUAGUGUUACGGAUUUCCUAAUUAGAUGUGUUUUUAUCUGUUAAUUUCAGCACAUAGGGAU
Molecule: messenger RNA, 3455 nt
Organism: Ahaetulla prasina
Lineage: Eukaryota; Metazoa; Chordata; Lepidosauria; Squamata; Colubridae
Gene: GALR1
Product: galanin receptor 1
Exons: 3
Coding region: 560-1657 (365 amino acids)
Biological process (GO): positive regulation of cytosolic calcium ion concentration; G protein-coupled receptor signaling pathway; negative regulation of adenylate cyclase activity
Cellular component (GO): membrane
Molecular function (GO): galanin receptor activity
Source: RefSeq, a predicted model, not a curated record